This is a messenger RNA of Athalia rosae (coleseed sawfly), 3854 nucleotides long. RefSeq names its product YY1-associated factor 2 (gene RYBP). The record is from RefSeq and is a predicted model, not a curated record. Gene Ontology annotation, biological process: positive regulation of DNA-templated transcription. Lineage: Eukaryota; Metazoa; Arthropoda; Insecta; Hymenoptera; Athaliidae. Gene Ontology annotation, molecular function: DNA binding; transcription coregulator activity. The transcript has 3 exons. Bases 495 to 1010 code for a protein of 171 amino acids. Gene Ontology annotation, cellular component: nucleus.
AGUUCAGGCGUUCCGCCGUUCGAGCGGCAGCAAAACAGCGCCGAGGAGCACCUUGGAUUGUUUGUCAAUAUUUAGUUUUCUCCGCCUAAUAUCCCCCCCCGGAGUUCAUUACUGUCGAAUAAUUUAAAUUACUACGCGAGCGAUCACUACUGCGAAAAGUUCUUCUCGUUUAAAGGCUCGAUCGACGUAAUCAAAUUUCGAUUAUUCAAAAUGAUAUUUGGCACAAGGAUAACAUGGUUAUUGGAUGAAGGCGGUCAAUUAGACAUUGAGGAAGAUGCUAUGUGGCCAACUGUAUCAUUGAGUUGAUGCAUCUGAAAAUUAUCUAGGCAUCCAUCCAUAGUUUUAGAUAAAUCCGGUCACCCUGGCUCUUUUGGAAACAUUUGAAAGACUUAAAAGUGAUAAUAAAACUAGUUUUGAUGAGGCUGAAAGCGGGCAGGAGAGACCAAGAUCUCUUUUGAGAAGGUUCAGCAUAGCACGACUGACUCCGAUGAACAAUGAACCAUUCCGGAAGUGGGAAGCGGCAGGCGAAGGUUUUGGAAGACAACUACUGGGACUGCAGUGUCUGCACCUAUAGGAAUACAGCUGAAGCAUUCAAGUGCCUCAUGUGUGACGUCCGCAAAGGAACCUCUACGCGGAAGCCCCGCAUCAACCCUCAGCUCGUAGCUCAGCAGGUUGCUCAACAACAAUAUGUGCCACCCUUGAAGCCAGGUAAAAAAGAGGGUGGAAGUGGUAGUAGUACAACUAGCAGUGGUAAAGACAAAGAGCGAAAACUGGAUAAACCAAGACGUAAAAAUAGGCAUCCUCCUCGCCUCAAGAACAUAGACCGAAGUACGGCACAAACUAAAGAGGUCACCGUAAAUAAUGUUACCGUUGUCAUCACCGAAUAUAAACCAAAAGUAAAGAAAAGCUCCGACCAGUCAGGUUUGUCGAGCAGUGCUUCUUCUGAAAAUGGAAGUCAGCACGAUUCUAACCAGGAUUCCAGAAGCCUGGACAUAGGUACCGAUGCCUAGUUCGUUGUUAUGACGUGUGCAUAAAUAUUUGUAAUUAAUAUAUUAUACAUACUAAAGACCAAACUGUCAGAUAUCAGCUGCUUCAUGCACCUUGAUGAAAUUGGUUGUUCCGUAUCUAUACUGGUGAUAAUUACUAUCAAUGUUUUGCGCUUUGCAUGAACAUUCUACUGGUAAUACAGUUAUUAGAUUUAUGGAUAUCUAACCAUGCAAUGUUUUGGUUUCAUGACGUACUUUCCCAGUUUUUAACCAUUUAUGAGAGUUAGUUGUUACUCGUUGUCAGGUCCAUCCUUAGCGUAAAUACUUUGUAACAGAUCGUACGCAUCACAGUGUCAAGUGAUACCACACUGCCAGAGAUCAGAUUAUAAUUUUACAUGCUUUUCAAGUUAUUAAGGAUGAUAUUGUAUAAUACACAAUUGAAAACAAGAUAGAGAAGUUGCUCAGAAUAAUUUUUCUCACAAAUUUGGAUUUUCUAUAAAUUAUUGGCCAUUCAUGAAAACCUUACCUCAGACACAUAUUUGAAUUGUAACUUCGGGUUGAUUCUUUUUCAAAUUAAAUUAAAAGUUAUCAAAAUGGCGUGCUAUAUUACACGACUGAAUUACCGAAAUUGAUAGUUACAAGCCCUUGGGCAAAUGAUUGAAAGGUGGCUAGCAUCCAACUGCCCAUGACAAUAGUCGAAAAUAGCAAAACAUAUUUUCUGGAGUUUCUUUUAAAGGUGUAGGAAAUAUUCACAUUGUUGAGUAGAAUUGAGGAAUCUAUCAAAUAGACCUAUUCUAUUUGUUAAUUGUGAAUUUUGUAAAUAAUGCACGUGAAUGGUGUGAAUUGGAAGAUCGUCGAACCUCAUUAAAUCUGUAGCACUACAGAGCAUAUUAGAUAAUGAGCAUAUUUAAGUUAUCUAAAAAACUAUCGUGAAUGGAUUACGUCGAAGAGAUUCUCAAACAACAUUCGGAAGCUGAUAAAUGAUUAUCAUUUAUGUAAUUUCUAAAAUUAGAAACAUGAUGAAUCGAACAAUAAUAACACUUCUUCGUUAUAUCACUUAAGAUCACUCAGCAUAUAUGAAAUAGAUAAAACGGGUUUUCUAUAUUAUCACAACAUUAUUGUGAAAAUUUUUUGUCUAAACAUUCAAGAUUUCAUUUUUUUUUUUUCUUACUUUCUUAUAAUUAUCCAACAAUCAAUCAGUUUUAACAGAUGAAUAUUCUGAAUUCAUAAGAUGAACCUGUGAUGCUUGAACACACUAUUCUCUUUACGGAAACUGACGACUUCAAAGUACAACUAAGAGACGAUUAUCACAGGUCAAAACUUCAUGGAAAACCAUCUGCAUAUUUUGAUAUACUUGCAAAAACGACAGAUUUAUCUUUUGUGAUUUCAAAUAACUGUGAAAAGUAUAAGAAUAUCAAAUGCAGUUCCCAAUAUCCAUCCACAUACAAUACUGCCAUAGUAAUGAAUACAACGAUUGAGAUGAACUGUACCAUGUGGUAAUACAUUUUCGUAAAUCGAUUUCGAGCCAUUAGCCACAUAGCCAGUAAUCUGAAUCUAGAUAAACAAAAAAAUUAAAGUGGCCAAAUCGAAUAGUCUUCAAUUGUUUUUAAAAUGAAGCAUUCAUUUAUCUAGCGAUUAUCGGAUACCAUUAGAGAAAGAAAAUAACUAUCAAAUCAAAACUCACCUGUACCAUGGUAGUGGCGUGCAAGACGUAUGUAUUUAGAUACUUAUGUGAAUGUGUUAGUAAUUAAAAUUUACUCAAUCGUCUGUUCGACAACGAUCGUUAUUCAUAAUAAUCCUUCAACCCCUAUUGUAUGUUCGUAUUUGGAGUAAUAUGAAAAGACUGUUUUACAUAGUUCAUUAUGAUACCCAUUAUUAAUUAAACACAUAAAAUUCCAUAACGCAAAUUUUCCUCUUUUAUAGUUGAGCCUGAUUAAGUUAAUAGAUCUGCAAUACCUUCAAAGCUAGUGAUAAUUGACCAUAUAUGGAAAAUUUUGCAGCCCACAUUGAAAAGCACAUUUUUAUCCAAGAUUCAACUAUUCUAAGUGUCUUAUUUAUUUUACUCUUGCCCAAGUUCUGUAGGGUCAGAUUUUUAGCACCAAAAGUGAAAACAUAAACCAUUAACGGUCAGCUGCAUUGAAUUAUAGUUUAUUACGACUUUCAUGUUGAAAUUCCCAGUAUACUUGUCAGACAAAAUGAUCCCAAUAAUUUUGUGGAUAAAUAUUUUGCUACAACUGUAGUUCAUAGUGUGUGCCUGUACAUGUCUCCGUUCAUCUAAAUCUCUUUUAGUUAGGUGAUACAUAUUUUUCUAUUCAACAGUUUCAGCAAAAUACCCGUUUCAUUUUCAUGUAAAUAAUUUAGGAAUAUUAAAAAAUCGUUCCGUUUGUUAUAGUCUAUGAUGUAAUCAUUUUGUGCAACUGAAAUUCAUAAUACUGCAUUAAUAGUAGGAAUCCAAAUUUUAUUCAGGCUUCUACAAAGGUCGCAUAAAAGACAGCACCUUAUUCGUAGAGUCUAUUUUGUAAUAAGAUUAGGAAAAAUAUGUAAAUUGAAUAUAUCUCAUAUAUAUGGAUCAUAUAGUUAAUGAUUAUGCAAACUCAGAUGCAAGUAUAUUACUUUUGUAUUAUGUUGGAUAUUAUUUGUCAAACACUUCGGAUCUGAGCUGGAUUGAACAAUUUUGACAUAUUCCAGAUUGUUAUAUCAAUUUUUGCUCGAUUCUGCAUCUCUUUCGACAGGUAAAAUUCCUGAAAUUUUUUUUUUCCAGUGCUGAUUGAGUUUUGGAAACUUGGUUCACACUUAUGCUUUAACACAUGUAACCUAAUGAUUUUAAAUGUAAAUAUUCUAAUAAAAUUCAUUUAUUGCAAAAUCAAA